GAGCGCCCCACACAUCAGGCGGCGGCGGCUCCGGCGGCGGCGGCGGCUGCGAGCGAGACCCGCCGCCGGGCGACAACAUGGCGGAGCCCUCGGCGCUGGAGAGCAAGCCCAAGGCGGCGGCGGGCGGCGGCGGCGGCGGCGGGCGGGCCGGCUCCAAGGCGGGCGGGCCGGGGCCGGGCCCCGCGCCGCUGGCGGGCGGGCUGUCGCAGCCGGCCGGCUGGCAGUCGCUGCUCUCCUUCACCAUCCUCUUCCUGGCCUGGCUGGCCGGCUUUAGCUCGCGCCUCUUCGCCGUGAUCCGCUUCGAGAGCAUCAUCCACGAGUUCGACCCCUGGUUCAACUAUAGAUCAACACAUCAUCUUGCAUCCCAUGGAUUCUAUGAAUUUUUAAAUUGGUUUGAUGAAAGAGCAUGGUAUCCACUAGGAAGAAUAGUAGGUGGGACUGUCUACCCAGGGUUGAUGGUAACAGCUGGCCUCAUACAUUGGAUUUUAAACAUGCUGAAUAUAACUGUUCACAUAAGAGAUGUGUGUGUGUUCCUAGCACCCGUUUUUAGCGGCCUUACAUCUAUCUCUACUUUCCUGCUCACCAGAGAACUGUGGAACCAAGGAGCAGGGCUUUUAGCGGCCUGCUUCAUUGCCAUCGUGCCAGGCUACAUCUCUCGUUCGGUAGCCGGAUCCUUUGAUAAUGAAGGCAUAGCCAUUUUCGCCCUGCAGUUCACAUACUACUUAUGGGUGAAAUCUGUAAAAACCGGAUCGGUCUCUUGGACAAUAUGCUGCUGUUUAUCCUACUUCUAUAUGGUCUCUGCAUGGGGCGGUUAUGUGUUUAUUAUAAACCUUAUUCCACUGCACGUCUUUGUGUUAUUGCUGAUGCAGAGAUACAGCAAGAGGGUCUACAUAGCAUAUAGCACUUUCUACAUUGUGGGUCUAAUACUGUCCAUGCAGAUUCCCUUUGUGGGAUUCCAGCCAAUCAGGACAAGUGAACACAUGGCCGCCGCAGGUGUCUUUGCACUGAUCCAGGCAUACGCCUUCCUCCAGUAUCUCAGAGACAGACUGACAAAGCAGGAGUUUCAGACCCUUUUCUUCCUGGGAGUGUCCCUCGCUGCAGGAGCUGUGUUCCUGAGUGUGAUCUACUUGACUUAUACCGGUUAUAUUGCACCAUGGAGUGGCAGAUUUUAUUCACUGUGGGACACUGGGUAUGCAAAAAUACACAUUCCAAUCAUUGCCUCAGUAUCUGAACACCAGCCUACAACAUGGGUAUCCUUCUUCUUUGAUCUCCACAUUCUCGUGUGCACCUUCCCAGCAGGACUUUGGUUUUGUAUCAAAAAUAUCAACGAUGAAAGAGUGUUUGUGGCUCUGUAUGCAAUCAGUGCUGUCUACUUUGCUGGGGUGAUGGUGCGCCUGAUGUUGACUUUGACCCCGGUGGUCUGCAUGCUCUCUGCGAUUGCCUUCUCCAAUGUCUUUGAGCACUAUCUGGGGGAUGACCUGAAAAGGGAAAACCCGCCUGUGGAGGACAGCAGCGAUGAAGACGACAAAAGAAACCCAGGGAACUUAUAUGACAAGGCAGGAAAAGUGAGGAAACACGUGUCUGAGCAGGAAAAAACUGAAGAAGGCUUGGGGCCCAACAUCAAAAGCAUCGUCACCAUGCUGAUGCUGAUGCUGUUAAUGAUGUUUGCCGUUCAUUGUACGUGGGUGACGAGUAACGCUUACUCCAGCCCCAGCAUAGUGCUGGCUUCUUACAACCAUGACGGCACCCGGAACAUACUGGAUGAUUUCCGAGAAGCGUAUUAUUGGCUGAGGCAGAACACCGACGAACACGCUCGAGUGAUGUCUUGGUGGGAUUACGGCUACCAGAUCGCCGGCAUGGCCAACAGGACGACGCUGGUCGACAAUAACACGUGGAAUAACAGCCACAUUGCACUGGUCGGGAAAGCCAUGUCUUCCAAUGAAACAGCUGCUUAUAAAAUCAUGAGGAGCCUGGAUGUAGAUUAUGUUCUGAUUAUUUUUGGAGGCGUCAUUGGUUAUUCUGGUGAUGAUAUCAACAAAUUUCUCUGGAUGGUCAGAAUAGCUGAAGGGGAGCAUCCGAAAGACAUUCGGGAAAGUGACUACUUCACCCCCCAGGGAGAGUUUCGAGUAGACAAGGCAGGGUCUCCGACCUUACUGAAUUGCCUCAUGUAUAAAAUGUCAUAUUACAGAUUUGGAGAAAUGCAGCUGGAUUUUCGGACACCCCCAGGUUUUGACCGAACACGUAACGCCGAAAUUGGCAAUAAGGACAUUAAAUUCAAACAUUUGGAAGAAGCCUUUACGUCCGAGCACUGGCUUGUUAGGAUAUACAAGGUGAAGCAGCUGCAGAACCGGGAGACCCUGGACCACAAGCCUAGAGUAACCAACAUUUUGUCCAAACAGAAGUAUUUGUCAAAGAAGACUACCAAGAGGAAGCGUGGCUACAUCAGAAAUAAACUACUUUUAAAGAAAGGCAAGAGACCCAACAAGAAGACUGUUUAAGAGAUGAGACUGUUCCGAGCGCUGAUUGCAAGCAGUUGUCCUUGAGAUAACCAGUCUUUGCCUUGAGCUCCAGUCAUGUUUCACAACAACAUGAGGGUACAGAACCAUCACUGGUCCAGAUUCAUGUACAAAAUUUUCAGGCAAUGUCUGAUUUAAAACUAUUGGCUUAUUGAGAACAGCUGUUUUAGAUUUGUAAUGUGAAGCAAGACCGAGCACUGCUGUGAAUGUCUAGCAGCAGAUUUGAUAUUUUUAUUGGUACAUAUUCUCUUUCCACGCCAAGAAUUUGGACUUAACUGCACCAAAGAACCCUCGAAUCUGGUCCCUGGCACACGCAAAUUUGUCCGUUUUUCUUCUUUUUUAAUUCUUUUACAAGACCUGCACUUCCUUUGAGAUAUACCUAAACAGCAAUAUGUCAAAAUGCAGAUUGUAAAUUGUGAUGAGCUUUUUACACAAUUAGGACGUGAGUUAUAGAUCUGGAAACAGCUAUUAGAAACUGGGAUGCCCUUCCUUGAAUAAUAUUUAUGUCCAUGUUUCUCGAUGUAAAGAAUGUUUCAUCAAAUGCACACUUUUCUUUUUCUCUGAGGGUUUGCUCUGUCCACAAAGAAGCUGCUGCUGCUGGUGGCGGUGGCGCCUUCUUUGGGGUCCCAACAGGGCAGCUCCUGUGCACGCUGUUCACUCAAGGGCUAAGUUGGUAUCCUUCGGCAGUUCUAGAAACUGCACUGAGGACGCUGUGCAAAAGAACUUUGUUGAACUCUUCACACAAGAAAACGGAGGGGAAACAGCCUAUUCAAAAAAUUGCCCGAUGAACAUACAUCCCCUGUGUAUGUGCAACUCCCACCUCACAUCUGGCCCAGGGUGAACAUCCCUCCCUCAGAUGCUCCAACAUUUGAUGAAACACUCUGACUUUAGCGAGGUGCUCCUUAUUUCAUUUGAAAAAUUGUGACAGGUCUGUCCAAUGACAUGCUCACACCGAGUGGGUAUGGGACACAUGCCCUUACCUGCUCCUGGCAGCUUGAGGAGGAAGCUGUGGAAUUCUCUGCAGCCCUUGUAGGAAAGUGCUUCCUACCACAAGCUGUCCCAAUUGGGGGGUUUUAUACAUAUCUAUAUUAAAAAAAUUAUAACUUACACCACUGCUUUUAGUGGAACAUGAGGAAUAGUAUGUACCUUUUAUGAAGAAAAAUGUAAUUUACAGCCUUCUGUGAGAAUGUUACUGCUGAUUUUCCUUCCUAAAGUGUAGAAUGUUUUGUUUUUUGGGGUUUUUUUGGUUUUGUUUUUGAUUUAUAAAAACUCGUUUUUGACCCUGAUGGUUCUUUUACAGACCAACAAAAAUGGCUGUAACAUUUUCACAAAAUAAAAACAGAUAGAUCUGGAUUUCUGACACCUUGUUUUGUCCUUUGGAGAUUUGGUUUUACUUGGUUACUUCAAAGUUUAAUGCAGACACAUUGUGAAGAGGGGAAAUAAAGUUAAUUCAAGUUUUGUGUUAA
Molecule: messenger RNA, 3982 nt
Organism: Phascolarctos cinereus (koala)
Lineage: Eukaryota; Metazoa; Chordata; Mammalia; Diprotodontia; Phascolarctidae
Gene: STT3B
Product: STT3 oligosaccharyltransferase complex catalytic subunit B
Biological process (GO): post-translational protein modification
Cellular component (GO): membrane
Molecular function (GO): dolichyl-diphosphooligosaccharide-protein glycotransferase activity
Source: RefSeq, a predicted model, not a curated record